Messenger RNA from Brassica napus (rape), 1209 nucleotides. Its product is annotated as replication protein A 70 kDa DNA-binding subunit E-like. NCBI's taxonomy places the organism in Eukaryota, Viridiplantae, Streptophyta, Magnoliopsida, Brassicales, Brassicaceae. Bases 1 to 1209 code for a protein of 402 amino acids. Gene Ontology annotation, cellular component: nucleus. Gene Ontology annotation, molecular function: DNA binding. Gene Ontology annotation, biological process: DNA recombination; DNA replication; DNA repair. The transcript is spliced from 9 exons. The record is from RefSeq and is a predicted model, not a curated record.
AUGUCAAUCAAUCCAGUCGCUGAUGUUAAGCCUUUCAAAACAAUGUGGAAGAUCAAGGUCAAAGUCAUCCGGUUGUGGAAACAAUACUCAGCUGCUGGAGGUGAAACUAUUGAAAUGGUUCUUUGCGAUGUUAAGGGUGCUAAGAUUCAUGCAUCGGUGAAAAGGGAGUUGGUUGCUAAAUUCGAUCACUUCCUAAGACAAGGACAUUCGUUGAUGUUGAUCAAUUUUGUUGUCACACAUUCCUGUGGUUCCUACAGGACCACUAAUCAUGCUUACCGGAUUAGCUUCCUGUCCACAACACGUGUACGACCAUGUGAGCAACUGCCUGAGUCUUUAUCAGGUUUUGAGCCAGUGAAGUUCAAAGAAGUACUAGAUGAUAUAAUCGGGCAGAUUAUUAAAAUCAGUCAUCUUGAACAUGUUAAUGUCAAUGGGAAAGAAACCGAGAAGAUUUCUUUACAGUUGCGCAAUUCGGACGAUGAUAAACUUCCGGUUGUUCUUUGGGGUAAAUUCGCCUGUGAUGUUAAUGAGGCGAUGCAGGUUCGAGAUGAGCAUUGUACCAUUUUGGUUUUACGAUUUGGGAAAAUCAAAGAGUGGAAGGAAGAAAGAAGUGUCAGCAAUGCCUACAAUGUGAGUGAAUUAGGUUUGAAUCUUCCAAUGAUUGAAGUUCUAAAGUUCACUGAUAGUUUGCCUAAAGAUGACCUUCCUUUAGCCAUCGUGGAGUCUAAGUACGCGGCUAUUGCGAAUGGUGUUUCGGAUAAAGAUGAUUUCUUUACCCAUACACCAAGAAAAACCAUUGCUCAAAUGAAGGAAACAAAACAGGUUGAAAAGUGUAUUCUGAUGUGCACCAUUGCUGGGAUUGAUUCUGAUAUGGGGUGGUUUUAUCUGAGCUGCAAAGUGUGCUCUAAAAAAGUCUUGACCGUUCCAGCUGUCAACGACGAUGACGGUAAUGACGAUGAUGAUCUGAAGCACACAUAUUAUUGUGUAAAGUGUGAGGCUUACAAUCCUGUCACAGUUCCAAGGUAUAAAUUGCAUUUAGUGGUGCUUGAUAACACAAGCAACACAAAGCUCAUGGUGUUCGAUAAUCUUGCUGUGCAACUGGUCAACAAGCCAUGCUUGCAGAUUGCUGGUCCUUCAGAUAAAGUCGAGUUUGAGGAAACCAAUGUGCUUCCUCCGGUUCUUAACACCAUCAUUGGCAAAACGUGUCAAUAA